Xylaria bambusicola is the source of this 1116-nucleotide messenger RNA. RefSeq lists its product as uncharacterized. The transcript is spliced from 2 exons. The coding region runs from base 1 to 1116 and encodes 371 amino acids. Lineage: Eukaryota; Fungi; Ascomycota; Sordariomycetes; Xylariales; Xylariaceae. Gene Ontology annotation, molecular function: nucleic acid binding. The record is from RefSeq and is a predicted model, not a curated record.
AUGAACAACGUAGCGUUCACUCAUCAAGGCGCUGUCAACGCAGACCCUCCACAGGCUGAAGGAUAUCACCUCAUCUUUCAAAGAGGACCUCGUAGAGACACGCAUUUCCUCGACUAUCCCAUCAUUAAUCGAGAUCCUCCAAAUCCCUUCUACUCUCCUAUCAUCCCCAACUACAACAACACGAAUGAGAACCUUCAAAACAACUUUGUUGACGACGCCAGCAACACCUCCAGUAUCCACUUGGGAAGAGGAACAACUAUUCAGAAUGUGCCUACAACAGAGAGUUAUUCACCCUUUGCCCAACCGACUCAGGUGCAGCGACGUCCAUUAUACGGUCAGCCUGGGCUUAAUGUUGUUGCACCUCCUUAUACCCCGAUGCCGCGCUUUAGAGUGCCCGACAACGCUAUUCCCACCCAGAAUCCAGUGCAGGCCGCUAUGCGUGCACAGAUCCAGAGUCUAGUUUAUCGUGUCUCGCCCAACUACCAGGGGGAUCCAACUCUAAGUGCCAACCAGCCGGCUAACAUCCCAGAUGAUCUCAACACGUCGGUCUGGAUCACGAACCUGCCACCCAACCUCGACCACAGGAUGCUUCUAGGUAGUGUCCGUAACUGCGGAAAGGUCUACGCUGCCGUCGUCAACCCACCGGAGCAAGGUCAUAUGACGUCCGCCAGCAAGAUUGUCUUCUUCGACGUGGCUGGUGCUCAGAGCCUACUUAGACAAUACCAUGACGGCACAUUUGUGGUCAACGGCUACAUGCCACGCGUCGUCCACAACAGAAUAAGAACUAGGGCGAGACCUCCCAGUCCCGUCAGCCGCGUCCUGCACAUUGAGGGGCCUAGUUCCAUCGUCAAUCGGGAGUACCUGGCGAUGCUAUUUCGAUCCGAUGACAUCAUUUGGCAGGACGAAGUCGUUGUCCAGUUGGCGGGCAGUACGGACUUCACGCGGCUGGAGUGGAGAUUCGGAAGCUACCGUUGCCAGGCAGAGUCAGCUCGGCACCUUAUUGACCGAGUCAAGAGAGUGCAAGAAGAAGGGACAUGGGAACAUUUCUUAUGGCAGUGCGUAACAGUCAACUUUGGUGUCGACCCAUGUGCACCUCAACCAGACGCCCAUAUUUGA